This is a messenger RNA of Cutaneotrichosporon cavernicola, 1170 nucleotides long. RefSeq lists its product as uncharacterized. The transcript has a single exon. The record is from RefSeq and is a predicted model, not a curated record. Bases 1 to 1170 code for a protein of 389 amino acids. Lineage: Eukaryota; Fungi; Basidiomycota; Tremellomycetes; Trichosporonales; Trichosporonaceae.
AUGCCACCCAUCACGUCGCCGCGGCGCACGGUGCUACACUCGCCACCUGCGCCGUUGCGUCCCGUGCCCGUCCCGAUUCCGGGCGCACCCGUGCCUCCUUUGAGUUCGUCGGCCUCGACAUUCGCAAGCACCCCGCCGAGCGCGGGCACGUCGCCGGGCACGAGCUUGGGUUCGGUAAUGGCGCGUACCCUCUCACAUGGCGCGUCGAGUUAUGGUCAUAGCCACGGCCACAGCCAUUCCAAUUCAAGCCACACGGGGAGCCUCGGACAUGCGCCUUACAUGGUCGCGCUGGCCGGGUGGCCCGAGCCGCUGUUCGUCGCCGAGCGCGAACUGUGGGACGUGCGCAAGCGCUCGCGGCCGACGACGCCCACGGGUUUCCGCGGCGAGGUACGCGACGGCGUCGCUUGUCCUCUUCCCGCGUCGCUUGUGAAUGCCGCCCCAACUAACGGGCUGGUACACCCGCAGCCGGUUAAAUCAGCCCCGCCCCAAGUCCACGCACCAAUCCACAGCCACAGCCUGCCGCUCAGCCACCGCCGCUCACGCCCGGGCUCGCCCACAGGCUUCCCAACAAGCAGUGCGCGCGACGCGCCCCCCCCAGGCCCCGAGAGCGCGCCGAGUUCGUCGGCAUCCACGCCGCCGCGGCACGACGCGCCGGGCCCCAAUCCGCUUUCGGGUACUCUUGCGCGGUUAGCCCUCGGUGACCACCGGGAACGCGUGCCCAAUCCCACCCUCGCGGCGCGCACGGUGCGCCGGCACAUUGACAAGCUCGGUGGAUUUUCGGACCCGCGCUACCACGCCAAUGCGGCGGUUGUCGGGCGCGGACGCAGUCUGCGCGUGGCACCCGCAUGGGCGAGUAGCACGCCAGUUCAGCCGUACGCGGACCGCCCUCCGAGCGGGCACGGACGUGGCUGGCCAGCCGUCUCGCGGGCCGUGCCAGAGGUCUGGCCACCGCCUGGCGUCAUCGCACAAGUGUACCCGCGCGACCCCGAUACGAUAUUUUAUCCGCGCGCUGGUAGUAGUGGGGAGGAGGACGAGCCGGCGUGCAAGGCCGCACGGACGGUGGUUACUGAGGCUGAGCGCAAGCGCGAGCGCGAGGCCUCGGCGUCAGCGCCCGAGGACAAGGACAAGGAGGAAGUCAAGGUGGAGAGGGGCAUGGACGUUGACCGCUAA